UGCGAUUAAAGGCAUCAAAGGUAUACGUUGCUUGAAGGAAUCUUGUCCAACAGUCAGCUGGAGUUAGAUUUUUGGAAAUAAUAUUACUAACAAUCGGAACCGAGCUGCGAAUGGCAUAGUGUAAUUGGAUGGAACACCCCUUGCACUGUGCAGUGCGUCAGGACUCAUCAGUGAUAUAAACAAACGCACCAGGAAGUGUGUUUGUGUGUGCUUGCGAGCAUAGCUUGUGUAUUGAUUUUCCCUGUGUGAAAAAAGUAUGAUCCCACUAAACCAUCUCCAUCGUUGUACUCGAAUCGGGGAGGAAGCUUAUUUGGAGAUUUAUCCCGCAGCUCCCACACCGACCAUGCUCCAGGCCAAACGUUCAUCGCACUAAAGCUUUAACCGCCCCGGUGGUUGGGUACACUCUGAAUCGCUACUCUGAAUUCACCUACACCCGUUGCCUCAGUUGUGUUAAGCUAAACGUUACGCACACGUUACGUUUAACCAAAGUUAACAGAUCACGUGGUGUUUCACGUGGUCGCGAUCCUUAGUAAAACCAUUCCAAAAAACAACCGCUGAACAGCAGCCACCAGCAACAAGCGAUACUGCCCCGUGGAAACCCGCGUGCCCUCGCCCGUAUCGCACUCAAAACCCCAUACUGUUCAAAUGCAAUAAUGGCACCCUUUAAGCUUAAGUUCCGCAUGGGUAGUGGGUCGUCGCGUAGUACCUCUCAGGAGCAGGAUGUCGUAGUAGAUAGUCAAUCCAAUCCGGUCGGACCUCUUUUAGCGAACAGUGCGAACGCAAAUGACUUUGGUAGCAGCACGACCCUUGAUUCCGAGCAGAAUAACGAUAGCCUUGUGUCGAUGAGCAACGAUCGGCGCGCCUUAAUACUGACCAGUAACACUACCGACGAACCAAUACUAGGAUAUGACAAUCCUUCGCUCACCAACACGGAGCCUACGAACGUUAUACCAUUAAGCCCACCGCCAUCGUACGAGCAUGUGUUAGAAGAGAAUCGGCUCGCUGCUUUGGAUAAGGAAAACAAUCGAACAUCGUUACUGAACCUUUCGCCAACUGCCCUCGGGUACGAAAUGAUGUCGAACAAUCAACCGGCUGGUACGGAGCACCAACCACAGCAACCUUGCACGACGGAGCAAGGAGGUUCGCCCGGUGCAACGAAAAAGCAAGAAUCGAUCGAUUCUUCGCUCUACACCUGCAGCUCGACGACGACCCCGUCGCAGGAAAACUUGCUCACCUGCACCGGUUCCUGCGAUCCGCUGUAUCAGCUGAGCUGCAAUGAAGGACUGCAGGAUUUAGCCGAAGAGAUGGAAACGAUGGCAAUCGACGAGACGUGCCUGUCGAACGAAAAUCAGGACACUUUAUCGCUGGACGAAGAGUGUAGCUCGUACAGCAACUCGCAACCGAUCUACGAUCAACAACAGCACACUGCCCCGAAGGCGGAGAUCAAGGGUCCGGAGAUACUGUACAAAUCGAGCAAGCAGCUGUACAAAGCGGUGGCCAAGGAGUGUGGCAUCACGUGCAAGAUGUCCGACCAGUGCCGCUGCUUAGACUGCCAAAGCCGUUACUUUGACUGCGAGUACGAUCAGAAUGAAAAUGAGAAAACUGAUGGAGGAUUAGGUGCUGGUACGCCAAUGUUCAUCAGUGAGGUCAUGCACGGUAGCGCGUGCACCAUUCUCUAAGCCUACAGACACGCUGCAGCAACACUACCGAUUGGGAUAGCCGUAGUGGAAGGGAAACGAAAUCAGCAUCAGUCAUCGACAGAACUACCAACGGACAAUUGUAGUUCCCCGGGGGAAGUGAUAUGACGCCGUACACAACUGGGCCGCCUACCGGAGUUGUCCGCAUGUUGUCCCACACCUUUACGCCCUGUUCAUGGACGCUACGAACCUACGGGAGAGGGAUAGUUAGAUAAGCAUAGACAACACACAUCGAUGGCCUUCAGCAGCUUGCGUUCAUGAUUCUUAGGGCUAAAGCAUUAUUUCCCCCCACGAUUGAUUUACAUCGACGGUACUACCAUGGCGGGCCAGUUUACCCCACCUCUCUCUCUUCGUGUACCGAUGCUGCAGCAACAGCACACGAGUAUCGAGAGGGGGAGCGGGCUAACGUUGGAACGUUUCCUAGAUUUUGACUCAAAUGGUGAUACUACUUUUUGCAGCAUACAUAAGAAGUGUGCGCACACUUACCAACUAACCGAUAUUAAUGUUUAGUAUUUCCUACAGAUAGUUACAGUAACAGUAGUAGGUGAGGAUGUCUGUCUUUUUUAACAAAACGAAAACAGUAUUUAAUAGCAAAAAACCCCAGCAAACUCGCUCCUCGUGUGGUGCACAGAAUCUCUUUGUGUCUGUGAGAGCAUUUUUAAAUUGGUCAACUUUUCUGAUGGUAAGCAGUUGCUUGCAGACACUAUUCUUUAAAACGGUUCUUUAGAAUCCUGCCUGCCCGGACGGGAGGAAUCGACCAGUAGUAGAACGAACAUGUGUAAUAUGCGAUCUAUGCACAAAAUAGAUAGGAAGCGUGCUUGUUCUGUUUUGAUCUGUCUUUGAAAUCUGUUUGUGAUUGGAAAAAGAAACCCUACGAUCUGGUGUACUGGACACAUUCGUUUGUUUCGCAUUUUUUUCAGAAGUCGUGUAUUAUUCGGGCAGGAUACAUAAGAGCCAAACACUCCUCCUUAACAAUGCAACUGUUUGCAUCUCCUGGACGAACAAGAAUACGAAAUAUUAGCUUAUAUUUUUGUAGCAAAAGCAAGAAGUCAUUUACAGUAGGAUAAUGAUACAACCAUGUGGUACUGAUAUGAGCAUAUGAUAUGAAUAUAUUUACACAAUGUAGCAAAUUUGAGCAUAACGAUGCAAAUGCAACACACUGCAGCAUAGGAAACAGAACGCAACAAAUGCUAUAAAGGUGUGUAAGGAUUUUGAACUUCAAUGUCAUCCACAAAAGAAGAGAAACACUCAUAAGCUGUACCCGAGCAGCAAGUUCGGGCUUUAGCAGGGUAAAACUACAACAACACUUACAUUCCAAAACAAAAACCCAUGUGUUAGCAACGCCGUUUAAUUUUGAGAAUAAUAGAAACAAUCUUAACGCGAUGGAGCAGCGUUCGAUCGAGUGUCGUAAUUACUAUACGGUCUAAUAAAAUGCACGACAAGAAAGCAAACGUGAUGCCUAGUAAUAGCAAACAGUACUGACCAUUUGGUAGCCGUUACUGUAAAACCGUUCUUCAAUUUACACGGGUCAAGUCAAUGCGACAAACGCGAGCGGUAUGUUAGAAGAAACCAAAAACAAACCAAGUGAACCAUACCAACUAUUCAUACAAAAAUGCCCCACAAACAUACACAUCCAACAAUAUAUAUAUAUAUGGACGAUGUAUUACAUAUUGGUGAAUGUGUGAGUGUGUGUGUAUGUUUCUAUUGCUAAAGCUGAGCAAUUGAAGUGCAGUGAUCUUCACUGAUCUAACCCCAUUGGCGUAUAAAACGGAACGGAAGUCACUAAACUACACUAAAACGAAUUCAACAGUUAACGAUUGUCUCGUUGAUCGUAACAAAAGUGUGCAAACUUAUUUUAUUUUUUAAAUUACAUUAGUUUAUUUUCUCUUUCUAGAAACCAAAUAAGUUACACCUACGUUGGUAAGCUUUAAAAAGGUGCAAGCGCGGCUGGUGCAAUUUUAAAUGUGAAGUAACUUGAUCGUAUUGUUAGAUCGAUGUACAAAACAACAACAGAUAACAGAUGGUAUGUUAUGUGAAAAUUGCAACGACACUUAUGUUCCACAAAACACAACUAAAGUUAGAACAGUAAAAACAAAAUGCACUAAAUAAAGAAACAUUUAAACUA
Molecule: messenger RNA, 3822 nt
Organism: Anopheles gambiae (African malaria mosquito)
Lineage: Eukaryota; Metazoa; Arthropoda; Insecta; Diptera; Culicidae
Exons: 6
Coding region: 654-1679 (341 amino acids)
Source: RefSeq, a predicted model, not a curated record